Messenger RNA from Camelina sativa (false flax), 473 nucleotides. NCBI's taxonomy places the organism in Eukaryota, Viridiplantae, Streptophyta, Magnoliopsida, Brassicales, Brassicaceae. The record is from RefSeq and is a predicted model, not a curated record.
UGUUUAAAUCAUGCACUUUCUUUUCCCAAAUUCGACUUCUGAGAUAUAAACCUUAUAAAUACCUAGAUUUCAUCAAUUUCUCUCAUUCUCUCAUCAUUGUUCAAGCAAAAAAGAUGACUGCUGUCAACAUAGUUUCUGAAGAUGGAAAAAAAGAACCGAACAAGAUGAGAAAGGCGAUAGAAAAAAUCAAAUCAGUAUUCAAUAAGAAAGAACCUAAUGAUCACAAAGAAGACUCAAGUGAGACUUCGCCAUAUUUAACCAAAGCUUUAAACGAGGACCUAUCAUUUAGUCUGUUCAAAAUCGAGCAUGAGUUGAAUCAGAGAAACUUUAUCCUUCAAAAACACAAUGAUAUUCUUCAAGGCCAAGACGAGAAGAUAUACAACCUAGUGGAGAAGUGGAAAGAUAUGAGAAGCAAGACAUUUCUUUUGCAUGAGGAGGAAUGUGUACUUAGAACACGUUUCAUUUGCUCUUGA